Cryphonectria parasitica EP155 is the source of this 519-nucleotide messenger RNA. RefSeq lists its product as uncharacterized. The transcript is spliced from 2 exons. NCBI's taxonomy places the organism in Eukaryota, Fungi, Ascomycota, Sordariomycetes, Diaporthales, Cryphonectriaceae. Bases 1 to 519 code for a protein of 172 amino acids. The record is from RefSeq and is a predicted model, not a curated record.
AUGCUAUCUGCUACUGCCUCUUCCUCAUCGUCUUCCUCAUCGUCUCUGCCAUCUUGCAUUGUCGUUCUCAAAUGCAAUGCUAACAGUCUUGCGCGCAUCCUAAAGAACGACAGCACCCAGGCGCCCUCUGCUGUCCUCACGACCAACUACGACGGUGCCGGUAAUGUGGGCUCUCCUGCUCGCACGGCGACACCCAACGUGCCUGGGCGCGUCAAAGAUGACCAGCAGCAAGCUGGAAGCAGCUCUCGGACUCCAUCUGCUGUCCCCACCGAGCGUGCCGCCAUGCCUGCUGAAGCGGCCCCAAAUGGUGCACCAACCCGCGUCUACCUGAACCAAAAGGUCACACAGCAUGUGCUCGACGGCAUGAAGAUGCUGGCUGUCAAGAAGCCUAGCGACCCCCUGCGCGUGCUCGGCGAAUUUCUUCUCAAGCGUAGCUCUGAGGUCGAAGCCGUACCAGCCGGCGAGGAUGCCGUCCCCACUGCCAGCGAGGACAAGCAGAUGAACGGCGCCGAGCAGUAA